UUUAUAUAUUAAAAGAAAAAGCAAACGGUUUUCUGGGGGUUUUCCGUUUUCCCGAAUUGAUCCUUAUCAAACCCUUGAUCGGAAAACCGGAUUUUUGGGUUGGAUUUAUCAUCCGAUUGGUAUUUGCGUAUAUAUUCGACCAAUCAUCAAGAUCUUAGCGUACAGUUGUCCACUCCCUCAAUCGGAUCAGUCAUCAAUCAAUCAUGAACAUAUUCAAGAAGAAACCCACCCCUAAAGAAGCACUUCGAGAGAGUAAACGAGAGAUGUCCAAUGCUACUAGAGGUAUAGAGAGGGAAAUCACAGCAUUGCAGUUAGAGGAAAAGAAGCUUGUUGCUGAGAUAAAGAGAACUGCUAAAACAGGAAAUGAGGCAGCAACAAAGAUUUUAGCACGCCAAUUGGUGAGGCUUAGACAACAAAUAGCCAACCUACAAAGUAGUCGGGCUCAAAUGAGGGGCAUAGCAACACAUACACAGGCAUUAGCUGCACACUCUUCUGUGGCUGUUGGGAUGAAAGGUGCUACCAAGGCAAUGGCAGCAAUGAAUAAGGAAAUGGCUCCUGCAAAGCAAAUGAAAGUGAUGCAAGAUUUCCAGAAGCAGUCUGCACAAAUGGAUAUGACUACUGAAAUGAUGUCAGAUGCGAUAGAUGAUGUUCUUGAUGAUGAUGAAGCUGAGGAUGAAACUGAUGAUCUCACCAACCAGGUGCUAGAUGAGAUUGGUGUGGAUGUGGCUUCACAGUUAUCCUCAGCUCCCAAAGGAAAAAUUGCUGGGAAAAAUACCGAGGAUGCUAGCAGUUCCGGGAUAGAUGAACUUGAGAAAAGAUUGGCAGCCCUACGAGGUUGAUAUCAAAUAUCAUACCAUUAUCAUUCAUCAAUGGAGAGCUUUCCGCAACUUUGUUUUUUGUACAUGUUCCAUCAUAUUUCAUGUUUUCAUGUUGAUGUUACUCACAAUUCAUCUUAAAUCAAUGUUUUGUUUUUA
Messenger RNA from Lactuca sativa (garden lettuce), 974 nucleotides. RefSeq names its product vacuolar protein sorting-associated protein 2.3 (gene VPS2.3). Gene Ontology annotation, biological process: vacuolar transport. The record is from RefSeq and is a predicted model, not a curated record. NCBI's taxonomy places the organism in Eukaryota, Viridiplantae, Streptophyta, Magnoliopsida, Asterales, Asteraceae.